AGUUUGGCUCGAGCCAACGAUUCGCUCCGAGCACGCCAUGCAGCGCCCGGUCUUGCUGGGGGGGAAGCUCAGAGGCUGCGAAGUGCUCAACAAGGCCAAACCUGAGCAGUUGAGGUCCUUAUCUGCCUCAGGCCUCAAGGUGGAAUUGCUGGCCACUCCCCGAGGCUUCGCUGGCUUCGGCGGUUUCCACACCUCGAUCCUGCUCGAGGGUGAGGAAUAUUUCUUCUGCUCCACGGGCAUCCGAUGCUCCUCCAACGUCUUGAGCCACCCUGCCUACGAUGAGGCCGUGCGAAUCAAGGUAGGCACCAGCAAGGCCACGGGGCAGGAGCUCUUGAACUUCAUGUCCGAGCACUUCACGCCUGGCAGUUAUGACUUCUUGAGGAAGAACUGCAAUUCCUUCACCGACUGCGCCUUAUACUUCCUUUGUCAGAAGCGUUUGGAUUUGCGCUACCGGGCCAUGGAGAAGUUGGGCUGGAUGGCCGAAAGUCAGACCGGACUGUUGCACUCCAUCAGCGAGGGCGAAUACACCGCGAACCCCGCCGCUGAAGGGUUCAACGUCGAGGAGAUCUUGGAAGAGAUCGCAGAACUCUGGGAUUGCGAGGAGGAGAGUGAGCCGGAAGCGCCCAGCUGUGGCUACGCCUUCACGACCGUCGCAGCGCCGACGGUGAGCUGUUGGCCACCCAUGCUCUACCAGAGGUAAGCAGCCUUUUGAAGGCGACGACCCCACCCGCCGCGGUGCCCGCGGCCCGGCCGUCGCCGGCCCGAGGUGACAGGGCGUACCCAAUGUUUGGUCGCCCAGCCGGUCAGGACCAGCCAUGUGAUCCUUCAAACAGCAGC
This is a messenger RNA of Durusdinium trenchii, 837 nucleotides long. The record is from the annotation of a GenBank genome assembly. Lineage: Eukaryota; Dinophyceae; Suessiales; Symbiodiniaceae.